AUGAUCAAUCCAGUGCAGGACACGGCCCAUGCAUUCAGCUGUGGCCACACUGUCCCCGGUCGCACCCUGACUCCUUACCGGUCAUGCAUAUUUUACAGAGCUUGUGAUGACAUUCCCAGAGGAAUGGAGCUUUUGGUCUGGUACAAUGAUAGCUACACCUCAUUCUUUGGGAUUCCCUUUCAGUGCAUUGCACAAGAUGACAAUUUGAAUGUCCCAUCAUCUCUUGUCGAUGUAAUGACCAGGCAUGAGACGUUACAGUCGUUCAACAAAACUGGCAAAAUGCCACCCACGGGUGUGUACCGUUCACUGAGGUUUCCACAGACAUCAUGCAGCAAGUCACUAUGUGACAAGCCUGGGCCACAUGACUCCAUAGCUAACCACAUGAAUACGAAAAACCAACGAGUACUGGCAAGUCCAACUUCAACCAGUCAUUUAAGUGGAGAAUUCAGUGACUGGCAUCUAUGGAAAUGUGGACAGUGCUUUAAGACCUUUACCCAGCGGAUUCUUCUGCAGAUGCAUGUGUGUCCACAGAACCCUGACAGGCCUUACCAAUGUGGACACUGCUCUCAGUCAUUUUCCCAGCCUUCAGAGUUAAGGAAUCAUGUUGUAACCCACUCCAGUGACAGACCUUUUAAAUGUGGGUACUGUGGACGUGCCUUUGCUGGAGCUACAACAUUGAACAAUCACAUUCGAACACAUACAGGGGAAAAACCAUUUAAGUGCGAGAAGUGCGAUCGGAGCUUCACACAAGCCACGCAGCUGAGUCGGCACCAGCGGAUGCCCAAUGAAUGCAAGCCAAUAACAGAGAGCACAGAAUCAAUUGAAGUGGAUUAACUGAUUGACUGGCUGGAAUUAAACUGCAAGGAAAGUCAUGAUUAAAUGUCAUGGACACUUAAGCAAAACCAAAGAUUUCCUCUGAGCAACUUUCAAUCAGUCCCAGAAAACCAAAAGCAGUAACAAAAUAAGUAAGAUGUUUAAAGAUAUUGAUCUUGGCAUGGGGAGAGAGAAAAGGCGACCAGAAAAAAAAAGAUUAUUUAUUUAUGAUUAGAGACACGACUCAUUUCAAUGGACAAAGUCAAAAAUUAGGAGACUUGCAUAGAUUCUUAUGCCCAGAAUUUCUAAGAACCUUUUAACUGAUAUUUAAUACCAAAGCUAGAAAGAAAUAUUAAUUAGUGGGUUCAGCAAUCCACAGUUGUGACUGAGAAUGCACAUUGUUUUAUUGCACCUUUUUAAGCAUGACUUGAGGAACACGGAUUCUUUCUCAAUUUUUCCAGUGGUAAUGUCUACAUGGUAACAUGAAAAGCAAAACUUUGCAUUUUGAAUUAAAGAGUCCCAGAUUCAUUGUAAAAUACAAACAGAGGUAUGUUCAGUAUAUUUUCCUUGUCCAAUUAUGGCUCUCUGCAUUGUUCAGUAUUCUACACCUUUCAAAAAUAAAACAAUCUUCCUAUUUUACUGAUCAGACAUUCAAAGUGUAAAACUGCAUCAAAGCAACAUUUAAUGAAAAUGUAUUGCUGUAGGACAGCUGCCAACCUGUCUGCCAGCAGAACCACUAUAUCAGAGGCACAUAUGUAAGUUGGAACAAACAUUUGGCCAUAAAUUGUCUGGCAGAAUAAUAAUUCAGCCUGUGUUUGGUUUAUGGGUGAAAUGCCUUUUUUGAUUACAUUAUCCUGCAUGAUUAAUUCUCCUAAACACAUCUAUUACUUUUGAGCACCAAACUUAAUGUAAAACUAAUGAAAAUGUGUCUAACACUUGUUAAAUUAGCAAUUUGGAACCGGAACAUCUAAAUUGCAGAGGAAAGACAACACUGAAUUCGUAGUAUCAAAUAUGUUCCAAGCAAAAGGGUCUGUCUACACUUUCAUGUUGUGUGACUUCCAUUACAAUGCUGAAAUCAACCUAAAGUGAAUGAAGUUUGGUCAAUGAUGUGACUGGUAUGAGUCUGCUCCCAGUACUGAAGUCAAUGCUUGUGUGUCUGGAAAAAGUGAGCCACACUGGUCAUUCUGGUAUAUCUGUAACUCAAAGAAUGCAUAAUACACUUGGCAUGAGAGAA
Molecule: messenger RNA, 2047 nt
Organism: Rhincodon typus (whale shark)
Lineage: Eukaryota; Metazoa; Chordata; Chondrichthyes; Orectolobiformes; Rhincodontidae
Gene: prdm6
Product: PR domain containing 6
Exons: 5
Coding region: 1-834 (277 amino acids)
Cellular component (GO): nucleus
Source: RefSeq, a predicted model, not a curated record